Messenger RNA from Nicotiana tabacum (common tobacco), 944 nucleotides. RefSeq names its product WUSCHEL-related homeobox 4-like. NCBI's taxonomy places the organism in Eukaryota, Viridiplantae, Streptophyta, Magnoliopsida, Solanales, Solanaceae. Gene Ontology annotation, biological process: plant organ development. The record is from RefSeq and is a predicted model, not a curated record. Gene Ontology annotation, molecular function: DNA binding; DNA-binding transcription factor activity.
UCUCUUAAUUUCUUUUGAGUGUUUAAAAUGAAUGAUGAUAAUAACAGCGUGGAAAUGUUAGUAUCUGAAACUCCAGUAGGAUCCAGGUGGAAUCCAACAAAGGAACAAAUUGAUUUGCUUGAGAGCAUAUACAGGCAAGGGAUUAGGACACCAAGUGCUGAGCAGAUACAGCAGAUUACUUUGAGAUUAAGGGCUUUUGGUCAUAUUGAGGGAAAGAAUGUCUUUUAUUGGUUUCAAAAUCACAAGGCAAGGCAACGCCAGAAACAGAAGCAAGAUAAAUUUGCUUAUUUCAAUCGCUUUCUUCAUAGGACGAAUGUUUUUCCACCACCUCGCCCAAAUGUUGUUUGCAGCCCUUAUUACACGCCACAAAACAAUCUAGGGUUUUAUCAGCAGUAUCCAGUUCCCAGUCUUAUCCUCCCGGGACCAGGUGGUUUCAAAAGGAGAGCAACGUGUGAUGCUGCUGUAUUCAUCAAUGCUACUUAUUCGCAAGAAAAUAGCAACAACAUGGCACAUCUCAGCCCAAAUGAAAAGCAAUUUAAUCAUCAAGAAACUUUGAAUCUUUUUCCGCUGCACCCAACUGGGAUUUUACAAGAAAAGACUACAAGCUCCUCUUCUCCUUCUGCUCAUGAUCAGUCGACUAUUCCUAGUAAUUAUACUCCUUCAAAUUUAGCGGAAGCAAACUGUUUUACUGAUCUUGGAAUUGGUGCUGGUGAUCAUCAAGUCUUUAACUUCUUUUGUGGAAAGGGUCCUUGUGAGAGCCAGUAUUGAGAAUUUUUUUGGGAUAUUUUGCUGUGUUUCCAUCUGGUUGGGUUCUGCUUCGUGUUUUGUGUUGAUCUCAAAGAGUAUAUGUGAGCAUAUCCAUCUGAACAACGCAAUAUAUUGUGAAUUUAAUAGUAAUUUCCUUGUGGAAAGGAUAUGACCUCUCUUUUUUAUUUCUCUACCUU